Molecule: messenger RNA, 1101 nt
Organism: Blumeria graminis f. sp. triticale
Lineage: Eukaryota; Fungi; Ascomycota; Leotiomycetes; Helotiales; Erysiphaceae
Source: the annotation of a GenBank genome assembly
AUGAAGUUUGUGACUGGACACGGAACAGCUUUUGUCUGUUUCUCACUGUCUGUUCUUUUGAUUCCAACACUUGCACAUACCUGGGUCGAAAGUGUGAACUUAAUCGCAUCGGAUGGUUCCUUCCAAGACGUUGGCUAUGCUCGUGGAUUUGCUGGUCGAACUCCUGGCGUUGAUCCCGACACCGCAAACACUUAUCUCAUUCCGCCGAAUGGCAGGUCGACCGGUGGUGAAAUUUUAGCCACAGAUCUAAUGUGUAAAGAUUCACAGGUUAAACAGCAACAAAGUGAAGGGUAUCCACGAUUAUCAGCUAGUCCUCAAGAUCGGAUCUCGCUUGCCUACCACGAGAACGGUCAUGUGACCCAAUUUAAAAUCCAGGAGGGGAAGCCGGCCGGUAGGGGCACUGUUUUCAUUUACGGAACAAAAGAAUCCUCUCCCACAGAUACGUAUCUCGGAAUUCAUAGAGUAUGGAACACUGAGGGCUCUGGGGGUGAUAAACGGGGUAAGCUGCUCGCAACCCGACCAUUUGAUGAUGGGCAAUGCCAUCAAAUCAACAACGAAAAACUAAGCAAAGAUCGAGCGAAAGCCCUGGGAUUUUCAGAUGUGGAGAAAAGUCCCGAGAUUUUAUGUCAAUCGGCUCUGCAAUUACCGACUGAUGCAGGGACCACCGGGACUUAUACAUUAUAUUGGGUUUGGGAAUGGCCGACUCUCGAUAAAGCUGGCCAAGUCUUUCAAAAUGAGAGCUACACAAGCUGUAUUGAUAUUGAUAUGCUUGAAACUUCAAAACCCCACGCUGCCGACGUAAACCAGGCUGUAAAGACGAGUGGAAAGCCAGAUCCAAAUUCGCUCGCUGUAAAAGAUCAGCUCGAAAACGACAAUCAAUUUAUUGUUGAUCCCACGGCACCGGCGGAAAAAGCUAGUGAUAAUCCAUUCACUCGACCUGGCUCAAGCCCGGAAAAAGCUACUAGUACUACUACUAUUCCUGCCAGCAUCACUUCUCAUACAACAUCACCCCAAACAUCCGCUCCAUUUAGUCCAUUAUCUUUCGUCACAGUUACAGUCACAGUGUCUGCUAAUAGCACAACGAUUUCUCGAAAAUUCUAG